GAGUGCCAGGUACUGUUCACAAGAACUAAAGCUCUGUAUAUUUUCAGUCGGUCGCUGGAUUCCUUGCGUGCGAGCGUGCUGGAGAUGAGGUUACAGAAGGGCUAGAAGCAUGCGAAUUACUAUUAAGAAAGUACUUGCCUAUAUUUGUUCAGUAUGUAUCGUAGAUUCUGUUAUUUUAUGCAUUUAUGUGUCUACAAAUCGUGACGCUCAAACGGGGGUCUUCCAUUCGGCUUCGCGUAACAUCGACCUUGUCGAUUUGAAUCAACAUGAUAGACCGUACUUUAUGAAUGAACCGCACUUUGAGCGACUUAUAAAGGAGUACAGAAGCCAGGAGGAAGAACCAAGGCGAGUUUUAUUUGCGGACGAUAGACCUAAUAUUAUUAGUGACGAACAAUUAAGCAAUAAUAGCCAAACAUAUCAGCAAAAUGCACCGUCGGAUAAAGUAAAUUUAGAUCCACGAUGGUUCGAAAACGCAAAACAAGGAAACGAAUCUGGGGUUAAAACGAAUUACAAAGGUGAUUUACAACCCCUUGGUAAUAAACGCACAGCAUUAAAAGCACAAUCCUUCUCUCAUGCUAAAGGAAUUAAUAAUACGCCUACAUUAGUAAGAACUAAUCAAAAUGUAGAUAAAACUGAAUUGAAACUUGUGGACAAUCAAGCCUCUAAGAACUCAGCGUUCGAAAUCGCAGACCUUGGAGGCAAAAUACCACUGGAAGAAAUGAGUGCCUCGGAAAACAAGAUCAUACUUAAGCAUAUACUUGCAGCGAAGGAACGUCAAAAUCAACCUGUUUAUGUGAAUUACGUAAAACUAAAAAACGAUGGGGUACAACCUGUUCAAGUUGAGCAGAAUUCCUUGGAAUUAAAGCGUGAAAAGCGGGAUGAUAUUGUUCCAAUAGAUGGAAAUUCCCUUUCCCAAUCACCUGCAGAAGUUGCCGCUAUGCAGAAUUUAGAUGAUGUCUUCCUCGCUGUGAAAACAACCAAGAAAUUUCAUCAUAGUCGACUUCAGGUCUUACUGGAUACAUGGGUGUCUAUUGUUCCAAAUCUGGUUUACUUUUUUACGGAUGCAGAUGAUGAAGAAUUCCAACAAAAAACCAAUGGCCACAUGAUAAAUACAAAGUGUCGAUCUUUACAUGUUAGAUCUGCACUCUGUUGCAAGAUGGCGGUCAUGUUUGAUCACUUCAUGGCGUCAAAUAAAAGCUGGUUUUGUCACGUUGAUGAUGACAACUACCUCAACAUUGUAGAAUUGGGGAAAUUACUUGAUUUGUAUCAGCCUCAUCAGCAAGAUAUUUAUCUGGGACGCUCAAGUACACUGAGGCCAAUUGAAGCAUACAAAACACAGACACCUUCGAUAAAGCACCAGUUUUGGUUUGGUACCGGAGGUGCAGGUGUUUGCGUAAGCCGAGCGCUGGCUAAAAAGAUGGUACCGUACACCAGUGGAGGUAUGAUGCUGUUGACUUGCGAGAGCAUACGAAUGCCAGAUGAUGUCACCAUAGGGUAUAUAAACGAGAUUCUACUAAACGUACCAAUGAUACACAUCAAAAAAAUGAAUUCUCAUCUACAAGACCUAUGGGCUAUCAAACCGGACGACAUUAAGAACCAGAUUACUCUUAGCUACCGAACGGAUAGCACAAAUAAAAUGUUAUUACACAACCCUGCAUUUUCAAUCAAUGAUGAUCCAACAAGAUUCAAGUCAAUCCAUUGUAUCCUAUACCCACAGACUUCCUUCUGUCCUAAAGCCCAAGUUUGAAACAAUUUCCUGGCAACCGUAUAUUUUUUUGUCAUUUAGAUAAUAAGCUAUUUCCAUGUUAUUUAUUACAGUAUAUUUUCUUAGUAUAUAUAUAUAUAU
Messenger RNA from Anneissia japonica, 1846 nucleotides. Its product is annotated as beta-1,3-N-acetylglucosaminyltransferase lunatic fringe-like. The record is from RefSeq and is a predicted model, not a curated record. Bases 110 to 1747 code for a protein of 545 amino acids. Gene Ontology annotation, molecular function: O-fucosylpeptide 3-beta-N-acetylglucosaminyltransferase activity. The transcript has 11 exons. Gene Ontology annotation, biological process: regulation of Notch signaling pathway. NCBI's taxonomy places the organism in Eukaryota, Metazoa, Echinodermata, Crinoidea, Comatulida, Comatulidae. Gene Ontology annotation, cellular component: membrane.